Messenger RNA from Oncorhynchus gorbuscha (pink salmon), 5071 nucleotides. RefSeq names its product rho guanine nucleotide exchange factor 18-like. Gene Ontology annotation, molecular function: guanyl-nucleotide exchange factor activity. The coding region runs from base 52 to 4653 and encodes 1533 amino acids. The transcript has 33 exons. Gene Ontology annotation, biological process: small GTPase-mediated signal transduction. The record is from RefSeq and is a predicted model, not a curated record. Lineage: Eukaryota; Metazoa; Chordata; Actinopteri; Salmoniformes; Salmonidae.
CCAAGUCUCGGUGUUGCACGGCGAGCUGACCAGCUCCAGCUAGCCUUCUCUAUGGCAGAUUCUCCCUUAAACAACUCCUGGCCUUCUUUCUCCAAACUCUGGAUGAAACGUUGGUCCUUCAAGAGAGGAUCAGAAGGUAAGCCAUGUUCUACCCUGCCACCCUGUGUGAGUGCCUCAGAGGCAUCCUCCUUGUCCUCGUCCCCAGCCUCCGUCGCUAAGGACGUCUUCUUCAACACUGAGGAAAAGGAUGAUGAAAGUGACUAUGAGAACCCAAGCCUGGAUGAGGAUGUAGACAGCAGUGUGGAGGAUCUGCUGGGUUUAAGCUGCUCCUUCAUAGACUCAAACUAUUACAAAGACCAUCAAGGGGUACACUCUGUAUCGGCUGCCCCAGAAACCAGCCCUUCUACCCUGGGCUUUCCCAGUAGAUAUAGAGACAGUCCCCAGCACAGCUCCCAGCUCCAUCCCAAUCCACAUCCCUAUCCAUAUCCCUAUCAAGAGACUGAAAACAAAUCCAUACCCCAUCACACUAUUGUGGUCACCCAGUUCAACCCUAACCUGUUGCAGUCAGGCAGUGCCAUGGACGGCUAUAACAGUGAGUCGGUGGACCCUGUGGGUGUGGUGACCACUAUGGUGAAUCUGAAUGGACCAGGAGGACAAGGAGACAUGAUGGAUUCUGACAGAGAGAGCUUCCCUAUCCUGAUCAGGUCCAUGUCUACAUCACGCAGACACAGCUUGGGCAUGCCUAUGUCUCCCAUCGACUUGGGGAGGAGGCUGAGCCUGGACGCCGUAGACAGCGAUGGAGAGAGGGAUGACUCUCUCCUCCGCCCCUCCCACCUACAGGCCUUUAUAUACCCAGAAUGCCCUGAGCAGGAAGUGGAGGAGUCAGAUGGGACAGACCUCUCCAGAUCCGAAGCCAAGGAGACAGAAACGGAGGAGUGCAGUCGGUCUGGAAGGACAUACUCCAGAACAGAGAUUCUGGCCACAGAUGAGCACAUUCACGUCGCACACGUGUCUCACGUAGUGGAGACAUCGAAGAGGGCAGCAGGAGAGGAGCUGGACCCAGAGGAACCCAACUUGCACACUGCAGAAGGACAGACUCAUAUGCUGAUGAUACAAAAAGUUCUGCAAGAGCUCAAGCAGUACCACGGAGCCAGGCAGAGGACCACAAAGCCAGAGGGGAAGGAGACUGGAAGUAGUGUCACCUGGUAUGAAUUUCUCUCCAACGAAAAUGAGGAAGAAGAGGAACGAACAGAGAAAGUAGAAAAGGGGACCAAAGUGAAGCGCACCCUGAGCUCGCUUAGGAGCAGAAUGACUGGCUCAUUCAACAAAGACAAGCAGGACUGUGCAGUGAACGUUCACAGGAGUUGUCGGACGCUACUAGCUGAGUGUAACAGCAGCAAGAACAAGAAGGAUUCUCUGCAUAGGACUCCCACAACAGUGUCGCCGAACCUCGCCCUGAGGGAUCGGGACCAGUCUUCUUCGGCCCUUGAUUGCCCCUCCGGUUCUCCGCGCAUCCCAGGCAUGACCCUCACCCCGCGGGGACCCAGUGUUCAGCCUGCCUUAGCCGCCUUCAACAGCUCUUCCUCCAGCCACACUGCUGCAGCCAGCCUCAACCACAGCCACAACAGCCACACCGGAUCCCUCUCAGGGGACAUGGACGAACCGGACAGCCUACGCUCCGGGCUCAAGCGCUUCAAUGAAGACACAGUCUCCCUGGCCCCAUCCACCACUGACUCCAUCGUUGUAGAAGAUGCGUACUACUCUGCAUUUCGAGCUGAUCUGGAGUCUGAUGCCCAGGACCUGGAGGUGGAGUCAUGGAGUCUGGCUGUGGACCAGCACUACCUGAAGAAAUACACCAAGGAGACGGUCAAGAGACAAGACGUUAUCUACGAGCUGAUGCAGACAGAGAUGCACCACGUACGGACCCUGAAGAUCAUGCUGCGUGUUUACAUGAGGGAGCUGAAGGAACACCUCCAGAUGGACGAGUUGUUCCCGCGCCUGGAGAGCCUGCUGGAGCUGCACACAAGCUUCCUGUCCCGCCUAAAAGAGCGGCGCCGAGACUCCACGCAGCCCGGCAGCGACAGGAACUACAACAUACAGAGACUCGCUGACAUCCUCACCACACAGUUUUCAGGUGAGAAAGGGGAUCGGAUGAAGGAGAACUAUGGUGAUUUCUGCAGCCACCACACCGAGGCUGUCAGCUACUACAAGGAGCAACUACACAACAACAAGAAGUUCCAGAACCUCAUACGGAAAGUCAAUAAUUUGUCCGUUGUGAGAAGAUUAGGAGUGACUGAGUGUAUCCUCCUGGUGACACAACGCAUCACCAAGUACCCUGUGCUGGUGGAACGUAUUGUGCAGAAUACUGAAGUGGGUACAGAGGAACACGAGGAGUUGACCAGGUCUCUUAGUCUGAUUAAAGACUGUAUCGUCCAGGUGGAUGCCAUGGUCAACCUGCAUGAGAAGGCCUCGCGACUCCGAGACAUCGCCCACAAGAUAGAGCCCAAGUCCCUCGGCAGGAUCAAAGAUGGCCGUGUGUUCCACAGAGAGGACCUGUCCCAGGGUCGACGCAGGCUGCUGCACGAGGGGACGGCCAACCACAAGGCCGCCUCCGGCAGACUCAAAGAUAUUGUGGCUGUGCUGCUGUCCGACGUGCUUUUGUUACUCCAGGACAAGGACCAGAGAUAUGUUUUCUCCACAGUGGACAACAAGCCCUCAGUGAUCUCCCUCCAGAAGUUGAUAGUAAGGGAGGUGGCCCACGAGGAGAGGGCCAUGUUCCUGAUCUGCGCCUCCUCCAAUGAGCCGGAGAUGUACGAGAUCCACACCGCCUCCAAGGAGGAGCGCAACUCCUGGAUGACACACAUCCGGCAGGCCGUGGAGAGUUGUCCACACACUGAGGAGAGACUCUUCAGUGAGCAGGAGGAGGCUCGAGCCGCCAGAUUCAACGAGUUCCAAGAGCGUCUGAGCCAGAAGGACUCCCAGAUCGUGACGUUGCUGACAGAGAAGCUGCAGCUGUUUUCAGACAUGUGUCUGGUGUCUGGUCACGAGGACACGACCUUCCGCUCCCGCCUAAUGCUGCGAGGUGACGCCUCAGACCUCCACCAGGGGGAGACACUGCUCAAGGGGACCAUCACUGAUGUGGAGAGUCUUCAGAACCUGUUGCUGUCUGGUGUGAGAGAGCCAGUUUCACGUCUAGAGGAGGGUUCAGGAUCCGGGGCUCUGCCCAGGAGAGCAGACACCUUCGGGGGCUAUGACAGCAGGCCCAUCAUCCUCAACAAGAGCAUUGUGAAGAAGAAGAACCACAGUGGAGGGGACAGGGCCAGAGACGAGACCCAGAAAGGCUGCUCUGACCCCCAGCUUACGAAGAUCCAGGCUAGUCAGACCUUGGAGCAGCCACAGGCUGAUGAUGAUGAGGAGGAGGAAGAGGCCUCUCCAGCCACCUGGAGCCCCAUCUGGUCUAACACCUUCCCUGAGGCCGAGUUCUUUGACCGGGUGCUGAUGCUGUCCCAGAGACUCUACAGCCUGCAGGCCAUCAUCGCCAAGCAGGACAGCCACAUCGAACUACAACGCGCCUCCCUCACCGAGCGCGCCUCCUUCCCUGGCCGUCACCGCGGCAACGUUCUCCUGGAGCAGGAGAAACAGAGGACGCUGGCCCUGCAGAGGGAGGAGCUGGCCAGCUUCCACAAGCUGCAGUCACAGCACCGUCAGGAGCAGGCUCGCUGGGAGAGGGAGCGGGAGCGCCACAGGCUGCAGGCCGAGGUCACGGAAGGGACGCUGAGGCAGAGAGAGGACGACUGCAGGAGGCUGGAGGAAAAGCUGGCGGAAGAGAGGGAGGAUCUGGAGAGACAGAGAGAGACGUACCAACAGGAUCUGGAGAGACUGAGGGAGUCGACCCGCACAGUGGAGAAGGAGAAGGAACGCCUGGAGCAGCAGAGGAAGAUCAAGAGGAAGACCAUUGAGGUGAUGCCCUUCUCUGGCAGUCUAAAUGGGGAUCUCCUUCUGGGCAUGGGCAGUAGCUGCAGCGUCGGAUCAGACCUCACCCUCCCCCAGAAGGCCCUGGUUCGUUCCAGCCCUUCUGUGACGCCCGCAGACUACCUGGAGCGUCCUGAGGUUCUGGCUCGGGGUCAGAGCGCCAACGCCACGGCGCUGCCGGUGAAGAAGGAGGUGCCCCUCCACCUGUGCAGCACCACCAACCAGCAGCACAAGCAGGUGGGUGUCCAGCAGCAGAUCCCCACCAAGCUGGCAGCCCUGAGCUCAAAGAGUUCGAAGAGUGCCAAGGCCACCCACCGCACCGACAGCACAGCCUCUCUGGAUAUGAAGCAAAUGCUGCCUAUGAAGUUGUCAGCCAAAGAGGACGGCACUCUGAAAGCCAAGCGGUCCAUCAGCCCUAACCAGCAGCUUCCUCACACCCUAGUCCACUCCCAGUCCGUGCACUUGACAGUUUCAUCGAGCCUUCCAGACAGGGGGCCAGAGAAUCAGCCCGCCGGCCUACAGAAGCCCCCCAGCCAGGCCUCCAACCCCCUGCACAUCCACACCCAGCCACAGGCUCCUAACCCCCUCCAUACCCAGAGCCCUAACGCCCCUCCAGCACAGGCCCCUGUCCACAGCCUGCCCCCUCCAUGCAGGACCCCUGAGGAUGUAAUCUUCUUCUGAGCCCCCCCCCGGCAGUCAGGGACCAAAGGGAGGCCUGUGAUGUCACAUCUCUAGAAACCUUUCAGAUCUGGGACGCAACACGUUUCCUUUAAAAAAAAAUGUAAUUUACAUUUUUAAAGAUAACUCUGUUCAUUCUUAGAAGAAUCUAUAUAAUCACGUCUCCCUAAAACUAAUUCCAAUAAUUGUUUUGAAUCAUUUGUUUUAUUGAACCACCGAUUGUUGAAUAUGAAGAAAGACGGCUAUAAUUAAUAUGAAGGUUUAUUUUAAACAUGAAGGGGUCACGUGACGUUCUGGACAAAUCCAGAAAGGAGAGAGAGAGAGUGGGGGGAGAUUGGAGAGCGUUUGGAGAGAGAGAGAGUGUGUGGGGGGGAGUUUGGAGAGAGAGUUUGGAGAGAGAGUUUGGAGAGAGAGUUUGGAG